UUGAUGAGACUCCUGCUCCUGUUAAAUGGGUCUGAUUAGUUUAACAAUAGGCAGAAAUGGACAACAAUGGUGGGAAAGCAAACAUUGGGAUGUGCAUUGCAUCCACACCGUAGGUAGGGUUGUUAAAACGGAAAGCGAUUCAAAUGUCACAUUUUCAACUACUUUCUUUUUCCUAACGAAUUUGCCAGGACCCAAAAACUUGGCACUAUAAAUACCGCACUUGAUCCCCGACUCCGUUUCACCCACAUCAGCAGAAAGCAGAGUUUGCAAUUCAAAGAAACCAAAAUGAAGGGAGCAACAGCAGCAGUCCUCGUGAUUUCAAUGCUGGCCAUGAUUCAGGCAGGCGAUGCGGCAAUAAGCUGCGGGCAAGUGGAUGGAGACCUGGCGCCCUGCAUUCCUUACUUGACCACCGGAGCAGGGGACCCUGCCUCUAAGUGCUGCGACGGAAUCCGGAGCUUGAAGGCCAGCACUGCCACCGUCGACGACAGGAGAGCAGCCUGCGCCUGUGUCAAGGCCGCCGCCGACCACUAUCCGGUCAAGGAAGAUGCGGCUUCCUCUCUCCCUACCAAGUGUGGCGUUGCAAUAAGCAUCCCCAUUUCCAAGGCUAUCAACUGCCAGAGAAAGCGUGUGGUCGCUUUGUCUGUCUGUUUCCCUUUCUACCUGUUUGCGAAUGGAGCUUUAUAUGCAACUUUGAUUGAUUCCGGGAGAGUGUUUUGCAAGAAAGGUUGUAAUGCUGAUGGAGACACAUGGGAAGAGUGCUUGGAAGCGUGUGAAGAGAUAUGCUACAAGGACCCUGUAUUAAAAGACCAACAAUGGAGUGCUUACAUUGACCGUUCACCUGGAGCUGCUAGCUACUCAGAGUUUGACAUUAACAAAGACAAAGUUGACCAGACUCGUCCAAACCGGCCAUGCAAGCCUUCUUCCCCUCCUGAGAAGCCACCAUCCUCUGCUCACAAACCUUCUACCACCAUAGCUGAUGAACAGGAAGAUGUGCCUUGCACUUCUGCCUAGAAGGCAAUGCUACAAUACUAGAGAAAAAGAAAUAAAAAAAAACUAUGACAAGGAAGAAGAGUAGAGACGUACCAGCCACAAAAGCCGAUUACUGGUAGGAAGAUUGUUGUUGCUGUGUGUGAGAAUGGAUUUUCGUGUUGUUGUAGCGCUCCCUUUUUGAUCGGCCAAAAUGUGUUAGUUUCGAGAUCAAACGUUUUUCUUCCUCAACAGCUUCUGACUACCCCCCCUAUCAGGAUAUAAUCUCAUUAGGGUUCACAACCCCACUUUUAGAAUAGGUACUUAACCGCCAUCUUGUAUUCUUUUGUCAUCUCCAGAUGUACUCUCUUAAUUUUUGUGACUUUGUGAUAAACUUCAAAUUAUUUAUGGAUGAGGCAAUGAUGUGUGCCACUUUGUUUC
Molecule: messenger RNA, 1407 nt
Organism: Linum tenue
Lineage: Eukaryota; Viridiplantae; Streptophyta; Magnoliopsida; Malpighiales; Linaceae
Source: the annotation of a GenBank genome assembly